Messenger RNA from Suillus bovinus, 2145 nucleotides. RefSeq lists its product as uncharacterized. The record is from RefSeq and is a predicted model, not a curated record. The transcript has 3 exons. Lineage: Eukaryota; Fungi; Basidiomycota; Agaricomycetes; Boletales; Suillaceae. The coding region runs from base 1 to 2145 and encodes 714 amino acids.
AUGGUACUCUUCAUCAGCAAUAACAUUCAUGGAUGCAGCACCGUGGCUUGUCACGUCACACUGUCACAUGAGCACAUUGCACAGGCAUUGCAGUUGGGUGGGUUUUGGGGUGCCAUGGAGAAAUGGCUUAAGGGAAUGGAGAAGGAGGUGGAUGUGGUGGUUAAAGAUACCUGGGUUGAUCUUACUGCACCUCACACAGAGGGCAUGAUUCUCAAUUACCUUCAACUCAAAGGCAUCCAGGGUGUUACGUGUUUACUCUUUGAGGGACUUGUUGCUGGCCCUGCCUCACCACCUCCACUCUUCCAAAUUCAUGAUCGUCCUGGCAUCGGUUCCUUGAAGGAUAUCAGCACAAUAUCCCAGACUGGUGACAUCAACGUGUGGAGUAGCACUGUUUACAACCGCUCUUUUUGGGGUGUUCCAACACCAGCCUUGGCACACAAGAGCAUGGCUAGGAGCGUCAACAAAUAUGACCGCCACCAUCCUGUGCCUGAAGGCGUCACGGUACAAAAGCUGGAACCUGUGACACGCGAAGUUUACCAGGAGCAGAUGCUCACCCGAUCUUGGUUGCAUCCAUUUUGCGCACCCAUAUAUGAGUUCAGCUGUGUCUAUGAGGCAUUAGUUGCUAUUUCGGAUUGCAUUCGAUCCCAUGGCCAGGCGUUUUUUCCCUACCUCAUCUCAGAGGGAGGCAAUGAGACCGAUGAAUUAUUUCCCAUCUCCUUUAUGCAAGCUGACACUUCCAUGUGGAAUAUGGGACUUGUUCAUCCAGCGAUGUCAGACUGGGGUUGCAUUAAUCAUAUAGGACUUGAUCCAAGCAAUAUCCAAUGUGGCCUGCUGUAUGGUCAUGUGUUUGCCUCCUGGAAUACGCGAAGCACGUCUAUGAGAGGAAGCCCCCCAUCAAAGAUCUUUGACAAGCAUGCUGGCACCACUUCAACUUCAAUGCUGUCCUCCCAACAUGAAGCCCUUAACUUGGAUGAUUCUCUUGUUCACCAUCCUCAUCAUUCUCCUGCUCAUGUUCCUGUCUAUAAUACUUCUGCCUCUAGUACUUCUACUAACACUUCUGCCGCUCGUACCUCCAAUCCUUCACCUUCUUGUGCGCCAGUUGCACCCACAAACGUCUCCCCUGUCCUACAUUUGGACACACCUUCAACGUCAAUAAUCCCUUCCGCACCUUCAACUUCUGCAAUCCCUUCUCAACCAGCGUCAACUGCACCUUCACGUGGAAGACAUGUGACGAGUAAAGGUAAAGGCAAGCAAGGAGGACAAAAGGGUACAGAUGGGAGAAAAAGUACCCCUGGUGCUGUCAAUGCCCCUCCCAAUUCCUCUGCUGCUACAUGCAAGCACGGUUUUGAUAGCGUUUUUCAAGGCAAACCGCCUGAUGGUCCAUCCAAACGACAGGCUCCCCUUUAUCAUAUACUGAAGGUGAACAUCAAGCCCAAGCAUGUUGUCCAAAGUCUUCAAGUCGACAUUGCUGGCUACGGCUCUUUGAAUAUCGACAAUGAUCUGGAACAAUUUAAGGAAAAGGGUGGCAUUUACAAGCUGACAAAAGUUCCACACCCCAAUACAGCCAGCGGAGGGGAGAUGUGGGUCCAUUGUUGGCUUGAGAACACCAUAGAGAAGGAGAUCUGGCAUGAAGCCAUAGAAAAACAACACUAUCUGGCUACUGAUGCAGGGUUCGCUAUGGUGGACGGAGUUUUGGGUAAUGACUGUGCAAAUGAGCCUGUCCAGAUGAUGUUGAAGGAGAUGAGGACAAUCCUAUUUGUUGAAAGCCGACCAAGCCACUCCUGCAUGCUCGAAGUCAUCAACACUGCACUCUUCAAGAUCCGUACUGAUUGUACACUAACCCAUCUCUGCCAGCCUCAACAGAUGACAAAUGAGUGGGCCAGGGCAGUUGGUGGUGGCGGAUUUGUCAAACACUCACAGAUGCUCCCUGCCUUGCAGAUGAAUUUGUUGUAUCACAAGGAUUGUCAAGAUGCCGAACUCAAUCUCUUUGCUUGCAUGCCCUGUCCCCCAGUGCAAGAACACAAGCUCACACCCGGUAACUCAUCACAGUACCUGAAAGGUACCGGUGGAAAGACAGCAGAUCACAUUAAUGUAAUGGCCGCUCCUGUGGUGCUGAAGGAACUUCGGAAGGAAUGGGCACCUUAG